Messenger RNA from Penicillium pulvis, 1326 nucleotides. Its product is annotated as lipase/thioesterase family protein. Gene Ontology annotation, molecular function: hydrolase activity. The coding region runs from base 200 to 1270 and encodes 356 amino acids. NCBI's taxonomy places the organism in Eukaryota, Fungi, Ascomycota, Eurotiomycetes, Eurotiales, Aspergillaceae. The transcript has 2 exons. The record is from RefSeq and is a predicted model, not a curated record.
AUGCGCCAUCCGCACCUCGGCCCCAAACAGAAAAUUGGGCGGAUCUCGCAAGAUGUGGAUCAACCAAUCUUUACCUAAACAGGAUAGCAUUGCGAAAUGAUCGUCCACACGUUCCUCCGAGGUCCAACGUGCGAUCAUCGUCAACCCCAUGCUUAUCAGGCACGACCUGCGCUAGUUUCCGCAAUGGCAUGAUCUGAAAAUGUCGCUAACCCAGGUAAAGUUGACCCUUCGCGAGAAGCUGGACAUAUUGCCAGCUGUCGCAAGCAUCAUUGUCGCAGCCGUCUAUGCUCUCCUGACAGGUCUAUGGCGCACGGAGCGCCAGGCCAAAUCCCUCCUCCUCCAUUUUGGCUAUGCUAUCAUGCGCAAGUCUACACAGCGCUUGUCGCCGAGCCAGAUGCAGUUUAUUCUGCCAGGCUCCACCACAAUCUACAAUCGCUUUGUGAAGAAGGUGGGCUAUAAGCCGGAGUCGGUGGAGUUGAGCCAUGGGGCUACGGGCCACUGGAUCGGUGACCCCAAUGCGACAAACGUCGUGAUCUGGUACCACGGCGGUGGAUUCGGUCUACCCUCCAAUCGUGGCUACAUCAAUUUCUAUGCGCAGCUCGUCCGCCAUCUCGAGGCAGCCAGCAAGAGUGUCGCCGUGUUCUCACUCACAUACACUCUCGCCCCCAACGCUACAUACCCGACACAGCUGAAACAAGCCGUUUCCUGCGCCCGAUACAUCCUUGCCCAGCCAAAUCGGGACCCAGCGACUGUUUUCCUAGGCGGCGACUCGGCUGGCGGAAAUCUGGUCUGUGGCGUGUUAUCGCAUGCCGCACACCCCCACCCCCAAAUCGAGCCUUUGCCCAUCAAUGGCAAAUUCGGUGGCGCUGUCAUGAUUGCGCCAUGGACUUUACUCGAUACUGAGUUCCCUGAUCAGGAAAUAUAUUCGGGUGGUGAUUUGAUUACGCCACAGGUUGCGGCGCCUUGGGCUACGGCCUUUUUGGGUCGUGCGCCGCGCGAUAAUUACACGGAUCUUUUCCAUGCUCCUACAGAGUGGUUUGAAACCUUUCCUGUGCAGACUGUUCUGAUUACUGGUGGUGGCAAUGAGAUUAUGUUGCCGAUUAUUCUGGAAUUCUCGAAGAAGUUUAAGGAUGGGUUUGGGAAUGUGGAGAUGUUUGUUGGGCAUCGCGAGUGUCAUGUUGCACCGGUUUACAAUUCUAUGUUACACGAUAACACGGAAACAGAGCAGGGGAAGAAGAUUAAGUCGUGGCUGGUGGAGCUGGCUCACUAGAUAUUGUGUUACUUUCGGCUAUUGUUCGGGUGAUGUGAUACAUAUUGAAGUGUCAA